AUGCAGUGGAAGGCUCUCGCUCCCACUCUCGCUCUCCUAGUCGAGCAUGGCUCCGGCCAGGGGUUCCCCGUGCCGUCAGGCAUCCCGGCCAUGCUGCGUUUCCAAUGCUCACAGCUCGUCGUUGAACGUCUAGACCCUCUGGUCAGUCCCGGCUUGAUACCCUCGCCACAUCUUCACCAGAUCGUUGGAGGGAACUCGUUCAACGCGACCUUGUCGCACGACCUGGUCAAGGAAUCGACAUGCACCAGCUGCACCUUCACCGAAGAUUUCUCCAACUACUGGACCGCCGUCUUGUACUUUCGAGCCCGCAACGGAACCUACAAGCGCGUGCCCCAGCUCCCAAACCUCGGCCUCGGCGGAAACGGCGGCAUCACCGUCUAUUACAUCCCGCCCCACGACGGAAAGACCAACGUGACGGCCUUCAAGCCCGGCUUCCGCAUGCUGGUCGGAGACGCGGCCCUGCACGAGCCCGGUCAAGACCCUAAGGUCUGCCAUCGCUGCAUGCCCAAGGAGGGCGACCACAGCCACCUCAACUGCGCCGCUCCCGACACACAGACGCUGCCCAAGGAGCCCUGUGUGGGCGGCAUCCGCUCCGUCAUCACGUUUCCCACCUGCUGGGACGGCGUGAACCUCAAUCCGCCGGACCACAAGAGCCACGUCGCCUACCCGAUCAAUGGAAGCUUCGACCACAACCGUGACGGCGGUGUCUGCCCGGAUACACAUCCGGUCAAAAUCCCCCAGGUCAUGCUGGAAGUUAUCUGGGAUACAACACCCUUCAAUGACCCGGAGCUAUGGCCCGAAGACGGCUCGCAGCCGUUCGUUUGGAGCACUAACGACAAAGACGGCUACACGCAACAUGGGGACUAUGUCUUUGGCUGGAAGGACGAUUCCCUCCAGCGCGCCAUGGAUGCCCGCUGCACGGGAGAUACAUGCUCCGUGUUGGAGCACCAGACGUUUGAGGAGUCGAUGAAGUGCACAUUGCCACAGACCGUUCAAGAGCACGUCGACGGAUGUGAGUGGACAUACCCAGAUAACUCAAGAGAGCCCCCCGUCAUUGUUACUCGACUGACUGUAGUUCAGGGGUCACUAGCAUCCCGGGCCAGGAACGGCUUGCUUAGCUACCGGCAUGAGCAUGGAAACUCUAGGUUGUGUUUGAUAUGA
This is a messenger RNA of Parathielavia appendiculata, 1161 nucleotides long. RefSeq lists its product as uncharacterized. The record is from RefSeq and is a predicted model, not a curated record. NCBI's taxonomy places the organism in Eukaryota, Fungi, Ascomycota, Sordariomycetes, Sordariales, Chaetomiaceae. The transcript is spliced from 3 exons. Bases 1 to 1161 code for a protein of 386 amino acids.